AUGUGCAGGCAUUUCGGCGCAGACAAUCCCUCGUCCAUGGACAUCACGCAGGCACGCGAGGUGCUGCCCACCAACGUGAAGCCCGUCCACUACGACCUGACCCUCGAGCCCGACUUCGACAAGUUCACCUUCGAGGGGAAGGUGGUCGUUGACUUAGAUGUCAUCGAAGACACUACCUCGAUUACCCUGAACACGCUCGAGCUCAAGGUCCACUCCGCGAAGGUCACCUCUGGCCAAAAUGUCAUAUCAAGCUCCCCCGCGCUUGCCCACGACGAAGACGGGCAGACAACCAAGGUCAGCUUCGAUCAGACAAUCCCCGGCGGGGCCAAAGCCUCACUCACAAUGACCUUUACGGGCACCUUGAACGACAACAUGGCGGGCUUCUACCGCUCGUCGUUCAAGGCCGAGGACGGCUCGACCACGUGGAUGGCUACUUCGCAGAUGGAGCCGACAGACGCUCGGCGUGCGUUCCCUUGCUUCGACGAGCCUGCGCUGAAGUCAACCUUCGCGGUAACGCUAGUUGCGGACGACAAGAUGACGUGUUUGAGCAAUAUGGACGUAGUGUCGGAGACAACGGUGGAUUCCAAGGUCACGGGCGGGAAGCGGAAAGCGGUCACCUUCAACAAGACACCGCCCAUGUCGACCUAUCUCUUGGCGUUUAUUGUCGGCGAGCUCAAUUACAUUGAGACCAACAGCUUCCGCAUACCGGUGCGCGUGUAUGCCCCCAAGGACAGGGAUAUUGAGCAUGGACGCUUUUCUCUCGAGCUUGCAGCAAAGACACUGGACUUCUACGAAAAGACAUUCGACAGCCCGUUCCCGCUGCCUAAGAUGGACAUGAUCGCCAUCCCUGACUUCAGCGCUGGAGCAAUGGAGAACUGGGGCCUUGUCACGUACCGUGUCGUCGACGUGCUCAUUGAUGAGAAGGUUAGCGGGGCGUCUGUGAAGCAGCGGGUAGCCGAAACUGUGCAACAUGAACUUGCGCAUCAGUGGUUCGGCAAUCUAGUCACCAUGGAUUUCUGGGACGGCCUAUGGCUUAACGAAGGUUUCGCGACAUGGAUGUCUUGGUACUCGUGCAACGUCUUCUAUCCCGAUUGGAAGGUCUGGGAGGGGUAUGUUACCGACAACCUCGCCAGCGCCCUCUCGCUCGACUCCCUCCGCAGCAGCCACCCAAUUGAGGUUCCAGUCAAGCGGGCCGACGAGAUCAACCAAAUCUUCGAUGCUAUCUCGUACUCCAAAGGAUCGUGCGUCUUGCGCAUGAUUUCCAAGUACCUUGGCGAAGAUGUCUUCAUGGAAGGUAUCCGUCGAUACCUCAAGAAGCACGCGUAUGGCAACACUCAGACUGGAGACCUCUGGGCCGCAUUGAGUGAUGCAAGUGGCAAGGACGUCGAAAAGGUGAUGGACAUUUGGACGAAGAAAGUUGGCUUUCCCGUCGUCUCUGUUACCGAGGGCUCUAAUUCCAUCCACGUCAAGCAGAAUCGCUUCCUUCGCACAGCUGACGUGAAGCCAGAAGAGGAUGAGACUAUUUUCCCGGUUUUUCUUAGUCUUCGCACCAAGGAUGGCGUCGACAAAGAUUUAGCCCUCUCCUCACGUGAGGCGGACUUCAAACUCCAGGAUAUGGACUUCUUCAAGCUCAACGCUGAUCACUCCGGCCUCUACCGCACUUCGUACACACCCGAACGGCUGCGAAAGCUUGGGCUUGCUGCCAAGGAUGGACUCCUCACCGUUGAAGACAGGGCUGGCAUGAUUGCCGACGCUGAGGCUUUGGCUGCUUCCGGUUAUCAAAAGACGUCUGGAAUCCUCUCCCUCCUUGACAGCUUCAAAAGCGAGUCGGAAUUUGUCGUGUGGCAGGAAAUCAGCAGCCGAAUCAGUGUGCUUCGUUCCGCCUGGAUGUUCGAAGAUCAGGCUGUGAAAGACGCGCUGAAGCAUUUCCAACUCGACCUUACCAAGGACAAGGCUCAUGAGCUUGGAUGGUCCUUCACUGACAAGGAUGGACAUAUCGAGCAGCAGUUCAAGGCCAUGAUGUUUGGCACUGCCGGUAUCGCCAAGGACGAGACCAUCCUCAAGGCGGCGUUUGACAUGUUCAACAAGUUCAAGAGUGGUGACAGCUCGGCCAUCCAUCCCAAUCUUCGCAGCAGCGUGUAUGCCAUCGUACUGAGCAGCGGUGGUAAGGAAGAGUACGACGUCGUAGUCGACCAGGCUAUCAACGCGAAGACCAGCGACGAGCGCAAUACCGCUAUGCGGGCGUUAGGGCGUGCCAAGUCCCCCGAACUUAUACAGCGCACUCUUGCGCUCGCUGUCAGCGACGACGUGAAGGCGCAGGAUAUCUACUUGCCGAUCUCUUCCCUCCGAACUCAUCCUGAGGGUAUCGAAGCUCUUUGGGCUUUCGUCAAGGAGAACUGGAGUGAGUUGGAAAAACGGCUCCCUCCAAGCUUGAGCAUGCUUAGCUCCGUCGUCUCCAUCACCACUUCCAGCUUCACGAAGAGAGAACAUAUCAAGGACAUUGAGAGCUUCUUCGCGAGCAAGAGCACCAAGGGCUUCGACAAGGCGCUGGCCCAGAGCAUUGAUGCCAUCAGCGCGAAGGCGGCCUGGAUUGAACGCGAUUCAGAGGACGUCAAGACUUGGUUGAAGAAGAACAAGUAUCUGCAGUAA
This is a messenger RNA of Trematosphaeria pertusa, 2649 nucleotides long. RefSeq lists its product as uncharacterized. Gene Ontology annotation, cellular component: cytoplasm. Gene Ontology annotation, biological process: proteolysis; peptide catabolic process. Gene Ontology annotation, molecular function: zinc ion binding; peptide binding; metalloaminopeptidase activity. The record is from RefSeq and is a predicted model, not a curated record. Lineage: Eukaryota; Fungi; Ascomycota; Dothideomycetes; Pleosporales; Trematosphaeriaceae. Bases 1 to 2649 code for a protein of 882 amino acids. The transcript is spliced from 3 exons.